This is a messenger RNA of Cydia fagiglandana, 8152 nucleotides long. RefSeq names its product protein ELYS (gene Elys). NCBI's taxonomy places the organism in Eukaryota, Metazoa, Arthropoda, Insecta, Lepidoptera, Tortricidae. The coding region runs from base 224 to 7924 and encodes 2566 amino acids. The transcript is spliced from 39 exons. The record is from RefSeq and is a predicted model, not a curated record.
ACCGCGCGCGCAGAGUAUCUUAAUAAAAUUCAAAUGGAAAAUUACGCACCAACAGAUUUUUUAUUUAUUUGUACUAUUUAACUGUUAGUAAAAAUCUAUAGGUUAACAUUUACCAAAAUAAAAUAUUCGCCGUUCUAAACAUAAGCGGCGAAAGUAUAAUGCAUUAUAACCUCAAACCUGAUUUUGCUUUCCGUUAUAAAUUUUAAAAUCUGUUAAGUUUAAUAUGCAGAAGUUACAAGAUAGUGUUUUUUCGAUCAUAAAGACUACAAACCUUUCACCUGCCGUGUUCAGUUACUUGCAGCCAUCGGAAAAUGCAGAAAAUGUUCCUCUGGGUGGUAUCCUAAGUGACACCAAGCAUGGCUGGCUGGCCCUGGGCACCAAGUUCUGUGUGGUUGACCUCAGAACCGGGCUGAAGGUUGCCGCUAGGACCUUUGGAGUCCCUUACAGCAACACCAACUGUACAAUCACCAGCGUAAUAGAACUACCCACACCGCUAACCGAAAACUCCAAGCAGCUGAUCAUCUGCCUAGAAUGCGAGGAUCUCACUGGCCUCAUCUGCGUACUCCACAUCAAUGGCUCACAGAUCCUCCGGUGCAUCCAGACGGAUGUGGUGAUUACAGAGAUUGCUGUGUGCGAUGAGGUACCGGAUGGGCCGUUGACAUGCUUUGAUGGAGUUAUUAUGGCUGGCUCGAAGAGAGGAGAGAUAUUUGCUUUUGAUCUGAAUAGAGCCAGUCUUAUUCAAGCAUUAAAAGACAUAUCGCAAGGCUACGAGCAUCUGGUCCGAAUGGAGUCCAACCCAGCCAACCUAGCGUUCCUGUCCCUCAACGCUGUCCCCCAAAUAGACCAACACAGAGACCAGGCCUUAGAUAACGACGACCAUCUCGCCAUAAUCCUCAACGAAAACUCACUAGUCGAUGGCCAGUAUUUAUUUAGAAACCCGGACGGUUCGAUCCGAAUGAAGGCAAAACAGGAUCAUAUAAGAGUAUCGUCUCUUCAGUAUGUUCCGCAGUUGGGCAGUUUGGCGGUGGGGUAUAAUUUUGGGGCGUUCCAGAUUUGGAAUAUGAUGAGUUUGGAGUUGGAGUUUGCGUCGCAGGUUAAUCGGGAAUGCUUGCCGGUCACGCAUUUUGGAUUUCAGGAGCCCUGUGACGACCCCAGAGCCUUCUGCUACCUCUGGGCAAUAUUCUCUGUAAUGGAGAGGUUUGAAGAGGAGGAGUUUCCACUGGCUGUCAUGUAUUCCCUCACCUAUCAGGGGAAGAGAAUGCUUUCAGACACCAAAUGUCUCUAUCAGAACUUCAUGAUGGCGACUAUCAGGUUCCAAUUGGAAUUAAGUGUGAUGGAGAAUGCUGGACAAUUUAUCGGCGGCCGCUGCGUGUCGUGCCACGCAUACUCCGUCAGUUCCACCUUAGGGGAGGAGGGCGAAGAUAGCAUGCUGAACAUUUGUCAACUAGUCUGGGAGUGUUGGGGCGAGAACGUAAAUUCUGCAACGGAAUAUGGGAUGCUGUUGUUCGAUCUAGAUCAGUGGUACAAGGAUCAGAUGCCUUCAACAUACGGCCUACAAAGCAACGCGUUCAUGAGCGCAUCAUGGUGCGGGCAGCUGACCACGGCCGGGACUCGAACCCUGGACGUGCGGCUGCAGCCCGGCUCCGUGACGCCGUACUCACACGCCACACGCCUCGAGGAACACUUCUACCCCAACUCCAUACAUUACAGUAAGUGUUCCAACAAGGUGACAACUGACGUGGCCGGGACUCGAACCCUGGACGUGCGGCUGCAGCCCGGCUCCGUGACGCCGUACUCACACGCCACACGCCUCGAGGAACACUUCUACCCCAACUCCAUACAUUACAGUAAGUGUUCCAACAAGGUGACAACUGACGCGGCCGGGAUUCGAACCCUGGACGUGCGGCUGCAGCCAGGCUCCGUGACGCCGUACUCACACGCCACACGCCUCGAGGAAUACUUCUACCCCAACUCCAUACAUUACAAUUGCAUAUGUCUAAAUACCUCCGACGCCUGCGUACUAAACACAGCCGGUAUACAGCGACAGAUCAUAGCGUCCAUCGACGACACCGGUCCCACCGCUCUCCUGAACCCGCCGCGGCUCUACCACGCGUGUGUGGCGGCGGGUCUAACGCCGUUGUAUAUGGACGGCUUGUUGACCAACCCCAGUGCGGAGGAGCAACGGAGAUUUCUACUAUCGGUGGCACUGGAAGCUCGUCUGGCACGAUUCCUGAAACGUUGCGCCCAUGACUGGGCCACGGGCAGCCAUCACGGGGUCGGCUGUACUCUCACAUUCUUGGUGGACUGGUGCUGGCGCCGUGCCCUACAACUAAAAGAAAACGCUAAGGAGCUGACUGCCCCGCUGUUCUCUUCAUCUUCCUUGCCCGACAGGAAUGUAGUGCGAUGCUUGGAGCACUGCGUACAACAGCUGACGCAGUUGACCGGCUUACUGGACGCCAUCCUUACCAAAUGCUGCAACCUCAUAGUUCCUGAUGCUCUGAGCGAGAUCGAGGAGAAAUACAAAGGAGUUGGCACGGUGUCCCUUUACUUCCAAGUAGUGCAGUGGUUUCUCCGAGUGGGACUGUUGCCCGAGAGACACCAAGACCUUCCGUAUCCAGCGCGGCAGCUCAAUGAAAUAUACACAAAAAGGCGAAUGAAACUGCAACGGUUACAAAGUGGACUACCCGACGGGGACUCGAGCAAAUCGUGCUCGUUACUCUACAUCGACCAGCUGAUUGAGCAUGAGUUCGGUGGCGAGAGGAUACAGCAAAUGUGGCUGAAAGGCGGCAGCGAGACCAACGGCCUGUAUCCACCGCCCUCGCUGUAUUCACUCCUGCGACUAUACCUACUGCCCGACAUCGCAGAGGAACACAAGCACUCACUAGUGCUAUAUCUGCUGGUUGAUUACUCUAUGGUCUAUGAAGUCAGAUACGAGGCGGUAGUGCGAAGGUUGAUGCAGUUCCCGACGAUGUUCGGGUUGAGCAACACCGCCAUUAAAGCCACGCAGGCCUUCUGGCAUCUCGACCACAGGGAUUUCGAUUUCGCCCUCGACCAGCUCCAAUGCCUGACGGGCAACACGCUCUCCCCCUGGCAACACCACGCCGUCCUGUCCGCCCUGCUCGCGCAGAACAUGACGCAGGCCGCCCUGCAGUACCUGCACGUGCGCAAACCCGCGCCCAUACAAAACAACAGGGUCAAUGACCACGACAAACUAGAAGAUUGGCAGAGCUGUUGUAACCUGUACCUAGCUAGAAAGUUGGUGUUUGAGGCGCUCGAUGUGGUCAGAAUGUGUGUGCAAAACGCUGCGAGUUUAGAGGAAAAGCUACAUGUGUUGAACUUCUUCUUCAAAGGGUGCCGCAACACAGGACAGUUGUCAAAGAUCCUCCAGGUGACCCUGCUGCCUUUCGAAGAGGAGGCCUUCGUAAAGUACUUGGAGAGGUGCAACGAACCGCACACCUCGGAUAUACUCAUCAUGUACUACUUGCAGCAGGCCAGGUACUUGGAAGCGCAACAACACAACUGUAAACUCCGGCACACCAAGCGCAGCAACAUCUCAUCAUCAUCAUCGUCCAUCGUGGAGGUGAUGGACCGUCAGCAGGCGCGCGACACUCUGGUCGAAGUGGUGUGCGCGUCGCUGCCGACCAUAGCGACCAAAGUUGCGCAUAUGGCGCUCAGCGACCACUGCGAACCGCACAUUGUAGCAGCAAAGCCGAUGUCCGUGUUUGUUCAAGCGAAAUCUCCCAAAAACACGUUUACAUACAAGUCCUCUUUUAUUCAGGAUACAAUAGAGAACGCCAGUGAGACCUGGGUAAAUAGACCUAAGAUGAGGCGCGGCAUCAAACGAGCGCUCAGUAUUGAGGACACACCCUUCAUCUGCACUCCCAAGUUAUCGAGAACUAAGAGUAUAUUCUCCGAUUUCCACUCCGAGGGGACGCCGCCCAAGCGCGCUAAGUUCGACCUCACCGGCGCCGCCACCCCGCGCACGCCGCGCACACCGAGAGGAGACCUUAACAUCAGUCGACAGAUGGCCACUCUACUAGAUAUGCCCGAGGUGCAGAGUCCGGAUGGCAAGAUAUAUGAUAGAAGCGGCGCUGGGACGCCCCAUAGUAUAUUGAAGAUUCGAAACUCUGCCCUCGGCCGCGACGCGCCCUCGCCGGUGGACUCGCGCUACCUCGGCGACAGCGACGACGAACUGCUAGAGACGGCCAGCAACCACACGCACUACAGCGACUCUACCAACAAACACCUACGGUUCACAAUCCCGACGGCCUCCGAGUCGGGUUCAACGCCCUCGCCGCCACCCGCUCCCUUUACUGCCGAAGUGCGAGACAGAGAACCAGUGCGACAGAAAGAGAUGGACGAGUCUAUGGAGAGUUUCGUUACUUCUACGAGUACCGCGCAUCCUAUGAAAGAUGAAAAUCCUUUCGAGUCUCCUCUAAAGAAAUUAGCUACAGAAGAAAAGGUUUUAUCUAGAAAGUCUUACAAGGAUAAUGUUCGGGCGAGACGUUCCCUCUCGAUCUCGGCCAACAGCAGCCUCUCCGAGGAUCCGAACACCUCCAUCGAGAGCAUCGCCGACAUACCCAUCACCCUCAUCAACCCCCGCUACCGCAGGACAGAGACGCCUGACAAGCGGGAGAGAGACGGCGCGUCACCGAACAAGACAGUCGGGAAAGAAAGCAGCUUGUCGCCGAGUCGCAAGAUAAAUGAGGAGACAGAGAUGGAGAGGGGGGAAAGGGAUAGCGUGCCGCGGACGCCGCGGGGAAGGCGCGGGAUUAGGGGCGGCGGGGAGAGUACGCCGUUGGCUAAUAGAAGUCGAUCUGGCACCCCGGAGCACGUCGACUCUCCCAUAAUAACACCGUUGCGGCCGAACAGAAAUACAAGAAGCCGAUCUCGUACACCGGAAAUAAGUCCGCGUGCGUCCCCUCUGGCUCCUAUCCCGGAACAACCCAGACAGGAAGUGGAAAGCGAACCGCAUCCGGUCAAGACCACUCUUAGUGUGCAAAGCCGAUUACGGAGCCGAUCUCGUACCCCUGAGAGAAUGGAGAAGGUGGCAGAAUCUCCGCGCCUCGAGGCCAUCUCGGAGUCCCCCACCAAGCCAGAGGAGCCGGAAUCGCCGCGAAGAAGACUUCGAAGCCGAUCUCGCUCGCCACAAGUUGAACUCGAAGUGCCUAAAAGCCCGAGGACUCUAAGGAGCCGCUCAAAGACGCCUGAAAAACUCAUGUCUCCCAAAGCCGACCGCACAACUAAGGCCAAAAAAUCUCUCACCAGAAUAGUAUUAGAAGCCAACACGUUCAAAGCCAAAAACACUGAACCCGAACCAGAACAAACUAAAGAAAACGAGGAAUUGAUCGAAUGUACGCCGAUGAAGCCUAAACAAGCCGCUACCAUGGACGUAUCGUUCUCUCCCAUUGUUAACAAAUCUGUACUCACUGAAACUCCAGACAAACUACAGUCAGCAGACAGCAGCAAAAGUAAUGUAGAAAAUUUACCAGCUUUUACUAAAAUUAACGAAACGCAAUUCGGUAAAUCGAUACUACAAAGCUGCGAAAGCAGCGCUGCUGAAACUUCACAAGAAGUCGAAAAGGAUAAGGAUAAUGAAUCGGUUAAUAUUAAAACGCUACCAGCAUUUACUUCAAUGAACGAUAGUAUAUUUGCAAAAUCUGUGCUCCAUAGUUACGAGAGCAGUGUUGCAGAAAGCUCGAGCAUACAUGAAAUAUCUGUUACUAAUGAGAUAUCAGUUACAAAAGUAACUAAAACAGAAGUUUCAAUCGCUUGCAAGUCUGUAUUGAAAGACCAAUCCAGUCUUUUGACCAAUGACAGCGAAUCUGAAAGCGAAGAUAAUAAGUCUAAUUGGAAGGAAUGUACAGAACGCGUAGAAGGUACGGCGCAGGAUAUCCAGAAGGAGAAGGAGAGGAUAGUUGAGAUUGAAAGGGAGAUUAAUGAGAUAGAGGGAGACAUGAGCGAUGAGGAGGGGUCGACUGAUGAGGAGAUUGUCGAGGGGGCUGAUGAUGAUGAUACUGAUGAAGAGAGUUCGGAGGGAGAUGAUUCAAUGUCAGGUUCCGGCGACGACGAGAUAAUAUCAAUCGGGGACUCUUCAGCCGAGUCCAAUGACAUACAACUCGACGAACAGACUUCAUCCGACAGCAACAGACAAAACAGACAGAUCGAAGAACAACUCGACGAACAGACCUCAUCCGACAGCAACAGACAGAUUGAGGAGCUGGAAGUCAAUGUCAGGGAAAGUCCGGACACGACGGAACAGUCGGAUAGAGAUCCGUUGAAUCAGGGGCGGGUUUCGCUGCUUACUGAUGACAAUUCGAUGUCGGAUAAUGAGAUGGAUCUCAAUUAUGAUGAUGAUGAGGAGGAGGAAAGUAAAACAACAGAAACGGGAUCAGCGAAAAUUGAAACCGAAACACCGACAACUGAAACCGAACCAGCAAAAACUAAAACCGUAACAGCAGAAACUGAAAUCGAACCAUCGAAAACAGAAACACACGCAGUUAUAAAGAUAGACGUAGUUGUUGAAGAAGUAAAUCCUAUUGAAGAAAAAGAAACUCGUACUGCCACGGCUGAAGCUAAGAGUACUGAUGUCGUUGACGCCAGUUCAGUUAUAAAUAAACCGGAAGAUAUGGAAGUGGAUCCUAUCAUAUCUAAAACAGUUGAUAUCAUUCCUAAAGAAAAUACUGAAAAAGAUAAGACAGACAAAGAGGCAGCGGCAGAAAAUAAAACUGAAAAUAAACAAGUUGAAAAAGAAACGAAUGAGUUACAAAAAAUUAUGGAAACUACAGAACAGUCUAAGAAAACAGCAGAAAAUACAGAAAAAGAAAAACCAAAAUCUCGUCUACGCAAACGCGCAUCGUCAACAGCAUCUAAUAAAUCUAACAAAAAGGAUGAUAAUAAAAUGGAUGUCGACAAAACAGAAAAUAUCGAAACUAGAAAACCUACGACGAGAAAGCGCGCUAAAUCUACAACCUCCAACCAAUCUGAGGAAGUAGAAGAAACGCCGAGCAAAGUUAGUAAUCCAACUCCGGCUAUGAGACGGCUUAUGGCUAAACGUGAGUCUAAAGAAGGAGAGAAUAAGGUUGAGAGUUCAGUGACUCCGCAGCGGCGGGCGACGCGCAGUCGGAGUAAGAAUGAUGAUAAUGUCAGUGUGACGUCAGAGGAUUCGGUCAGGUCAACGAGGAGUAAGGCGAGUGAGAAGGAGAAGAAGGGAAGGAAGUCGAUAGUGGCCGUCAAACCGGAACUAAGCGCUAUUCCGGAAAUGUCCGUGGACGAGUCUAAGGAUGUCAGCGACUAUUCUAGCUCGAGAAGGCUGACGCGGCACCAGCGCUCGCUGCUGUCCACGCUGGAGCUGCGCCCGCGCCUGGGCCGCGCCACCGCCGCCGCCACCGACCAGGACGAGCGGCCGCCCUUCGACGUGCAGCCCAUCGACAGGAUCAGCUUGCUCAACAAGACCGACUUCGAAGGUUCCCCCGACUCUUCAGAGCCGGCGCGACAGUCGCCCGAAACAGAGUCCACCGUGUCGCACUCCUCUGGUCGUAGAACUCCUCGCAUGGCGAGAGCGGCGUCAGAGUCGAAAACUGCUCCGAAAGCGGCCAAAAUCGGCAGAAGAGUUUCUGUAGAUGUUGUGUCGGAGUCGGGGGUGGGGUCGCCCGGCAGCCCGGCGCGGCCGGGGCGGCGGGCUUCCUUCAAUAGAGCGUGCGAGGCGCUCCACACGCCUAAAGGACGGCGCGUUUCUACGGAUCUCAGGAAGGAAACGGACAGCGGUGCGGGCUCCCCGGCCGGCUCGGAGGCGCCGGGCCCCGCCGCGCCGGCGCGUCGCGGCCGCCGCGCCUCCGGGCACUCCGACACUAGCGUCACUAAAGAUACUGGGAAACGGUCCAAAAAGUUAUCAACCGUAGAAGAAAGUGAUGCCAAGAAAUAGUUAUUAUUUUUAAGUGUAGGUUAUAUUUAUUUCGUUUUGUUUAGUUGCAUUUAUUAUAUAAAUAGUGGAACCAGAAAUACAUUUGUAGUUAUACUGUAAAUUAAGCGUACUUACAUACUAAGGCAUAAUUAAUCGCAAUAAAAUGUUAUUUCUGGUGAGCCUAUUAUUAAGUAACUUUUGUUUUAUUUAUUUACAUUUUCCACUAAGAAAUAAAAGUCGGAUUUACAA